Penicillium crustosum is the source of this 210-nucleotide messenger RNA. RefSeq lists its product as uncharacterized. Lineage: Eukaryota; Fungi; Ascomycota; Eurotiomycetes; Eurotiales; Aspergillaceae. The coding region runs from base 1 to 210 and encodes 69 amino acids. The record is from RefSeq and is a predicted model, not a curated record. The transcript has 2 exons.
AUGUCUCCGAUGACGCGAGCACCGGAAGUAACGGUACCAAUUGGCGAUAUCUCGUACGAUUCCAUUGUGAUAGAGAGAGAGGAGCGUCUUCCAGUUGCGGUGUCAGUGAUAGGAACACCUGGCGCAAAUCUGAUCCUUGCCGAUCUGGUCGCGAACGGGAUGAAAGGUGGCUUAGCAACUGAAGUUAAGACGAGAAGCUCCAUGUAUUGA